GGCGGUUUCUACAAACAAAUUGAAGACGCAAAAUUCGUUUCUUUGGACAAUAGUUUCAAUCUCACAUCAUCUCAAUGGCGAAAAAGAACAAACAGAAACUAUCUCAGGAUCCGAAACCUCUACAAGAACGGGAAGAAGAACACCAGAAGAAGGAUCCGAAACCUGAACAAGAAGAACAAGUGAAGAAGGAAGAAGACGAUGAAGGAGAAGAAGAAGAUAAGAGCUUCCAUGACAUAGGACUCGACCCUCGUCUAAUUCGCGCACUCUUUAAGAAAGGCGUCGAUAAACCAUUCCCAAUCCAACGCGUUGCCAUUCCCCUCAUAUUGCAAGGUAAAGAUGUGGUCGCUCAAGCUAGGACCGGUACCGGAAAGACCUUCGCGUACCUUCUGCCUUUGCUUCAGAAGCUGUUCCCAUCCAAAACCAGGCUGGCUCCAGCGGCUUUCGUGCUCGUCCCCACCCGUGAAUUGUGUCAACAGGUUUAUAAAGAGGCUGUUUCAUUCAUUGAGCUAUGUAGAGUUCAGUUGAAAGUAGUGCAGUUGACGAGUGGCAUGCCUACUUCUGAUUUGAAAGCUGCAUUGGCAGGACCUCCUGACAUUCUGGUUACGACGCCCAAGUGCGUGAGGGAUUGUUUAUCUGCUGGAUUGCUUCAGCCAUCUUCCAUUAAUGACUCACUUGAAAUUCUUGUCCUUGACGAGGCAGAUCUCUUACUUCAAUUUGGCUUUGGAGAUGAUCUUAAAGAACUUACAGCUGUUCUUCCCAAACGCUGUCAAUGCCUUCUUAUGUCAGCUACCUCAGGGACUGAAGUUGAGCAGCUCAAGAAAUUGAUUCUACACAAUCCUUUCAUUUUGACUUUGUCAGAAGUGGAAGAUGCCAAGGAUGAGGUCAUACCAAAAAAUGUUCAACAAUUUUGGAUUCCAUGCAGCACCAGUGACAAGCUACUUUACGUCUUUGCCCUCUUGAAGUUGGAGUUGGUGCUUAAGAAAGUUCUGAUCUUUACUAAUACUAUAGACAUGGGUUUCAGAUUGAAAUUAUUCUUGGAGAAGUUUGGUAUCAAGUCUGCUAUUUUGAAUGCUGAGCUGCCACAAAAUUCUCGUCUCCAUAUCCUUGAGGAAUUCAAUGCUGGGCUUUUUGACUAUUUAAUUGCGACGGAUGACAGCCAGACAAAAGAGAAGGAACAAACCAAUGAAAGCAGUCCUGUGUACUCAAAAAAGUCUAGAAACCAUGCUAAGGCAAAAUUAGACUCUGAGUUUGGUGUGGUUAGGGGGAUUGACUUUAAAAAUGUUCACACGGUUAUAAAUUUUGACAUCCCAUUAGGUGCUUCAGGUUAUGUACAUCGUAUUGGGCGGACUGGAAGAGCAUACCGUGCUGGUGCAGCUGUCUCUAUUGUUUCUCCAGAUGAGAUGGAAAUUUUUGAAGAAAUAAAAUCCUUCUUGGGGGAUGGUGAUGACAAGGAUUCAAAUGUUAUUGCACCAUUUUCAUUGCUGACUAAAGAUGCAGUGGAGUCUUUGCGGUAUCGGGCUGAGGAUGUUGCGAAGAGUGUAACAAAAAUUGCCGUAAGGGAAUCCCGAGCUCAGGACUUGAGAAAUGAAAUUCUCAAUUCUGAAAAGUUGAAGGCCCAUUUUGAAGUAAAUCCACGGGACUUAGAUUUAUUGAAGCACGAUAAGGUUCUGAGUAAGAAGCUUCCUGCACCUCAUCUUCGUGAUGUACCUGAGUACCUACUAGACCAAAAGACACGAGAUGCAAGCAAAAUGGUCAAGCUUGCUAGUGCCGCAAUGGGAAAUGGUAACUCGGCUCAUCGCCAGAAAUCCAAGAAAAAAUUCAGAAAAAGUAGAGAUCCCCUCAAGACAUUCUCUGCCGAGGGACCAAAGGCAGGCGGCAAAGGUAGGAUGAAGAGAGGUGGAAAGGACACCAACGAUAUCCGUAAGCAGAAGAGGCAAAAGUCGGCCUGAUUCAGCUUCUAGCAACCGAUUAUUUAAUCUGGGAAUGUGUUCAUCCCCUGUAUGCUAUAAUGUAUUAAUUCAAGUACUCAACCUUGAUUCUUGUAAAAUGGCUUCAAUUUUGUUCUAAAUCCUCACAACCUUAUAAAAAAAUGAAAAAACU
Messenger RNA from Rubroshorea leprosula, 2100 nucleotides. NCBI's taxonomy places the organism in Eukaryota, Viridiplantae, Streptophyta, Magnoliopsida, Malvales, Dipterocarpaceae. The record is from the annotation of a GenBank genome assembly.